Molecule: messenger RNA, 903 nt
Organism: Ostertagia ostertagi
Lineage: Eukaryota; Metazoa; Nematoda; Chromadorea; Rhabditida; Trichostrongylidae
Source: the annotation of a GenBank genome assembly
AUGUGUGACGACGAGGUUGCUGCUCUUGUGGUUGACAAUGGAUCCGGAAUGUGCAAAGCCGGAUUUGCCGGAGAUGACGCUCCUCGAGCUGUCUUCCCCUCCAUCGUCGGCCGACCCCGUCAUCAGGGUGUCAUGGUCGGUAUGGGACAGAAGGACUCGUACGUAGGAGACGAGGCUCAGUCCAAGAGAGGUAUCCUCACCCUGAAAUACCCCAUUGAGCACGGUAUCGUCACCAACUGGGAUGAUAUGGAGAAGAUCUGGCACCACACCUUCUACAAUGAGCUUCGUGUUGCCCCAGAAGAGCACCCAGCUGUGCUCUCCCUGUACGCCUCCGGACGUACCACUGGAGUCGUGCUCGACUCUGGAGAUGGUGUCACCCACACUGUCCCCAUCUAUGAGGGUUAUGCCCUUCCCCACGCUAUUCUCCGUCUUGACCUUGCCGGACGUGAUCUUACUGACUACUUGAUGAAGAUCCUCACUGAGCGUGGUUACUCGUUCACAACCACGGCCGAGCGUGAAAUUGUCAGAGAUAUCAAGGUAAAAAAAAUGAGAAGCUCUGCUACGUCCCUCGACUUCGAGCAGGAAAUGGCCACCGCUGCCUCUUCCUCUUCCCUCGAGAAGUCCUACGAACUUCCCGACGGACAAGUCAUCACUGUCGGAAACGAGCGAUUCCGUUGCCCCGAGGCCAUGUUCCAGCCUUCCUUCAUUGGUAUGGAAUCUGCUGGUAUCCAUGAGAACUCGUACAACUCAAUCAUGAAGUGCGAUAUCGAUAUCCGUAAGGACUUGUACGCCAACACUGUCCUGUCCGGCGGUAGCACCAUGUACCCUGGUAUUGCUGAUCGUAUGCAGAAGGAAAUGACCGCCCUCGCCCCAAAAAGUAAAUCCGCCUUCAAAAUUAUUUAA